This is a messenger RNA of Zingiber officinale, 1704 nucleotides long. RefSeq names its product probable E3 ubiquitin-protein ligase HIP1. Lineage: Eukaryota; Viridiplantae; Streptophyta; Magnoliopsida; Zingiberales; Zingiberaceae. The record is from RefSeq and is a predicted model, not a curated record. Bases 1 to 1704 code for a protein of 567 amino acids. The transcript is spliced from 5 exons.
AUGCCGAGGAGCACACCUUCGAAGGCCAUUACCCUGUCUCGGAGAGAACUCGACGCGAGCGCAAUAGAUCUACGAGGUGGAAAUGAUACACAUUGCUCCAACUUGCAACAGUUGCAAAAGAACCUAAAAUACCUGAUGCAGGGUCAAAGGAGUACUUUUCAGCCCGUCUGUGAAGCUUUUGAUAUGGAUCGACCAUCUAGUUCAAGCACUUCUGUCAUGGAUCAACCAUUGCUCUGGAAUGAACUUCUCCCUGUUUCAGUGGAAAAUCAGGAUUUACCUCGGAAUCCAAUGUCUUCAAGUGGAACUGUUUCCUGUGGAAACGUAGCCAGCCAAGAAGGUCCAAGUUUUAAUUUUUGGGAUACAAUUGGUCCUAGCUCUAGCAUGCCCCCACUAAACCAAGGAUCUCACAAUGAAAUUAAACUUGAAUAUAGUUGGAUGGCUUCUUCUCUAGGUAGUAGAACUGGUGGACCAAGGAUACAAGAUAGUAGACCUGAAGCAACAAACAAUCUUUCAUUUGAAACUGAUAGUGGUGACCUCAACAUCAAUUUGGCCAACAACAGACAACAAUUAUCUCAGUUACUUGCCUUUAAUGAGUCCCCUCAUGAUUCAAGUCACAAUACAAAACAUCUUGAAAUGAGUAGGGAGGUUCUUGGAUCAGGGUUUCAUUCGGGACCAAGUAAUGUGGGUUUAACACCAUAUCAACAUGUUGCCUUCUGUGCAAGCUCUUCAGGAGGGAGUUCUUCAAGGGCUAUUGAUUUCUUUUCCAACAAUGAUGGAGGCAAACAAAAAGUUACAGAAUGCUCUUCACACAAGAGAAAAAACAUUGAAAGAGACCACGGGGAAUGCUCAGCAAGUGGAAAUUCUGGCAACUUUAAUGAAGAAGACAAUAAUACAAGAGGCAGUAUAAUACCAAGAGCUGGAGCUUCUAAUCACUAUCAUUUUGUGAGUUCGGCUGGCAACCAUCAGAGGAACACUCGAAUGAGAAUGAACCAUGCAGACGAAGCUAAUACUUUUGCACCUGAUCUAUGGGCCCAAGAGAAUAAUCUAGCUUAUUACAAUCCUUGGCAUCCCCAGUUAGCAUCUGCAACAAUCCCGCAUAAUCAAUUGUCAGAUUCUAGGUACCAGGGUAGCAAUUUGGUGCCACAUAGGCAACGCCAUGUAUGUACUAUGCCUGUCUUACCUCUGGACCUGUAUCCCUUUCCACACAAUGGAAUUUCAACUACAGAAGUAGGUAGUUCUUCAGGAUCCCCAGCAGUUGCAGCUGAUGGUGCAUCAGCGGAACUCGACUCAUCAGGUGUUUCUAUCAAUAUCUCAGAGCAAAUGUCUGCUCCUCCAAUUAGCACCAGAAAUAUGUUACAUGAGCAAACAAAUUGGGGUUCAGUCACUGGCAGCACAGUUUUGUCUGGAAAUUUGGUGCCUACAUCACAAGUUGGCACCAACUUAGGAGUUUAUCAACCACUAGGAGCAAACUGGUUAACUCAUCAAAAUCGACGUCGUAUAUCAGAAGCUGAGGUUGGACAUCAGUCAGGAGCUGUAUCACGUGUUCAUCAGCAUCCAUACAUGAGAUUAAGUGGUGCUUUGAGUGUUCCAUUGCCUACGCGGACUCUUGCAGCUACAAGAGAAGGGAGAAACAGGAUGUCAGAGGUAUGUAAUGAGACUCACUUGACUGUAAUGGAAUACAUACCUAUAUUGCAAAAUACUUAA